GUAAGCGCGGAUAAGAAAGAACGACUCAGCCCUAAAGCGCACUGGACACCCGUGUCGCACUAAAAUGUGACUCGAGGUAGAACGGGGAACGUGUACCGUGCCGAAAUUUUCAUUAGUUUAGUAUAUAUAUAUAUAACAAUAUUUAUGAUGCGUACACAUAUAUUAAAAAUCAGGCCAAUAAACAAAUUUUAAUUAUAGAAAAUAAAAAUAAUAAUAAUAAAAUAUACAAAAAUUCGUGCGGUGGAGAAAAGAAAAUAAAUUUUUGACAAAAAAAAAGUCGCGCGAGAAAAUUAUUUACUAAUUCUGUACUGCGAAAAAUAUAUACAUAUCAUUUUAUUGUAGACGAGAGAAUAUAAAAAAAAAAAAUUUCAUUUAUUUUUUUUUUUCUGUAUGUCGCGUGCACAGUUGUUUGUUCUAUAAGUGUUGUGGAUUAAAUGAAAAUCUAGUUUAAUUUUAGAAAAAAAAGAAUGCAAACACCAAUUAUUAAAUUUGAAAAAAAAAAAUAAAUUAAUCGAUUUUAGUUUUUUUUUUUUUGGCUAGAGUGCCAAUAAUUUAUUGUGAGCUGUGAUUUUUUUUUCUGUGUCUCUUUUUUGAAAGCAAAAAAAAAAGAAAAGAAAAAAAAAGGGAAGAAGAAAAAAGGGAAACAGUGCAAGAGGCAAAAACGAAAUUAAGCAAAAUGAAGCUUGAUGUGGAUAGAGAUAAAGCUCUGGAAUUAUUCGGAAAAUUCAUCAGGACAAAAAAUGUUAGCAGUCUUCAAGGUGAACAAAAAACUAGGGCUGGACAAGUAUGUCCUCCAGAAUCUAAGCAGAAAUUACAGAAGUGCCUGACAACACUGGACCUGACAUCCCUUGGAGUGGGAUCUUGCGUAGGAACAGGAAUGUAUUUGGUCGCGGGAAUGGUAGCACGUACUGUGGCUGGGCCUGGGGUUGUGAUUUCGUUUGUCAUUGCAGCUGUGGCCUCAAUUUUUUCCGGAGCCUGUUAUGCCGAAUUUGGUGUCAGAGUGCCUCACACAACUGGCAGCGCGUAUAUGUACAGCUAUGUGACAGUAGGAGAAUUAAUAGCGUUCAUUAUUGGAUGGAACAUGGUACUUGAAUACCUUAUAGGUACGAGUGCGUGUGCCUGUGCGCUUAGCGCUUGUUUGGAUGCCUUGGCGAAUGGUGCCGUUUCCGGAGCCAUAAGCAAUAAUGUUGGUACCAUUUUUGGAGGACCGCCGGAUUUUCUAGCGUUCGUUAUCACGUUGUUAAUGAUGCUGUUAAUGGCAGCAGGAGUUAAAAAAUCUCUCAUGUUUAACAAUGUGUUGAACACUAUAAAUUUGGCCAUUUGGGUCUUCAUUAUGACUGCGGGUCUAUUUUACGUGGAUUCCUCCAACUGGACAGAGCACAAGGGCUUCCUUCCUUAUGGCUGGAGUGGGGUAUUCACUGGCGCUGCCACUUGUUUUUAUGCCUUCAUUGGAUUCGACAUAAUAGCCACAACCGGAGAAGAAGCAACGAAUCCAAAAAGAAGCAUCCCUCUAGCUAUAGUAUCAUCAUUGCUCAUCAUACUCAUCGCAUACGUCACCAGCAGUAUGAUAUUAACAUUGAUUGUUCCUUAUGAAGAGGUGGAUCAAGACUCGGCAUUGGUGGAAAUGUUUGGCCACGUUGGUGCUAAUAAAUGCAAAUACAUUGUUGCUGUCGGCGCUCUUGCCGGAUUAACUGUUUCCAUGUUUGGAAGUAUGUUUCCAAUGCCUAGAAUAGUUUACGCUAUGGCUCAAGAUGGACUGAUUUUUCGAUCCUUGAGCCAAGUGUGGCCCGUGACAGGGACUCCUGCCUUAGCCACCUUUACUUCGGGAAUAUGCGCUGCUUUUGCAGCAUUAUUAAUUAAACUGGAAGUUUUGGUGGAGAUGAUGUCGAUUGGUACUUUGUUGGCCUACACUUUAGUGUCUACUUGCGUCCUGAUAUUGCGAUAUCAACCUCACACCACAAAUUUGAUUGAGCUUCUCCCACAAAGUUUACGAACACCUUGCCGUACUCCGACAAAGGAAACACAGGGCAAUGGUCAAGUUAAUUAUGGGAAAGAGUUGAGACCGGAUCAGCUUUCCACCGCCUUGAACACAGUUCAGGUAUCUCAAUCAGAAGUCGUCGCAAGUAAUAAUGGCCAACGUGUCAUGGUUCGACGUGUUAGACGAGCUAAUAGUUCAUCGCCUGAUUCAGAUGACACUUAUGGAGGUGAAGAGGAUGAAAUUGGUUUGGGCAAAGAUGACCAAUAUUUGGUCAGCGAUCGUACUGAGAAUAAAUUUUAUGGAAGUGUUCAUGCUGCUACUGCAGCAGGAUCUAGUUGUGGUAGUGCACAUCAAUAUCCCGGAAACACGCCCAUCAUAGGGCCACCAUUAAAUUAUUUGCAACGCAAAUUACAGGACGCUCAAUACCUGUGUCCAGGCAUAUUCCCUUGGGUGGACAGGGGACCUGCAACCGAAGCAACGGGUCGAUAUGUCAUGAAGUUGGUCGGAAUUUUGUAUUUACUCAUUUUAAUUUUCGACCUGAUAAUAGUCUGUGGUAUGGGUAACAUGGGAACGUUUACCACAAUUUUGAUGUUUGGAUUUCUGUUCGGAAUCAUUGGAGUACUUUUAAUUAUCAGUAGAAAACCGCAAAACAGACAUUCCCUGAUGUUUAAGACCCCAGGAUUGCCAUUUGUGCCAGCCAUUGCCGUCACGGUGAACAUUUAUCUAAUAUUCAAACUCAGUGUAUUGACAUUAGUAAGAUUCACAAUUUGGAUGACACUUGGUUUUAUCAUGUACUUUUACUAUGGCAUUAAGCAUAGUUCGUUGGAAGAAGGUAACAAAACGGACAGUAUGGAUGAUGGAGGUGCUGAAACUGCUGGUAAUAUUGAGCUCACCGUUACAGAGCAUACAAAACCACAAUCAUCCUAUCCUGUACAAGAUCGUAAUAUUUACGAAGGCCAACAACUCGAUGUAUUUGGUCAACCAGUAUUUGGUAGUACGAAUUUUGGGGGCACGCCUAACCAUAAUGCAUCCCAAUCACAAACGAGAAAUUUGUUUAUACCACAAGACAGUUUUCCCACUUGGGAUGAUUGAAGAUAAAAAAAAAAAAAAAAAAUUCCAUUCAAUAUCGCGCGAUUAAAAUAUGAAUUUCGAAAUUUUAGACUCAUUUUGGAAAUUGCAGAUUUAAAUGCCAUGAAAUUUUCUUUAUCUUCGGAUAUUUAAAAAUCCGAAAAAAAUUACAAUUUUUUACUUUUUAAAAUUGCGAUUCGAGUGUAAUAAUUGGGUUUUAAUGGAAUACAAAAAUUUAAUAUAUCUAUAGUAUAAGGGGGAUGAAAUAUUUUUUAUAAAUAAAAGAAAUAUAUAAAUAAUACAAAAUAUAUAUACGAAAGCAUAAUCAAUUUAUACGUUUCGUUUAUUUAAAAAAAAAAACGGUGAUACUCUCUCUGUAAAUCUGAGUUAUAAAAAUAACUUGUAAAAUCGUAAAUUUACUAUAAAAAUUAGUUAUUUUUAACAAAUUCAGAUUUAGAGAGCUCAUGACAAUAUAUCGAAAAAUGAAAAACAGAGGGAUCAAAUUUACUACAUACAUAUCAUUUUAAUAAUAAUUUUUUUUUUUUUUCCUUAAUAUGUUACUGCAAAAUUGGUGUUUUAAUAAAAAUUAAUAAACAUAUUCAUACGAAUCGCAAUUUUGAAAAAUUCUUUUCUCUUCCACAAUUUUUUUGAAAGUUAUUUAUGAACCUCGCGCUUCCAAUAAAAACUAUAAUAUUGAGUAUAUUAAAAAAGAAUUUAGGAAAAUAUCUGCAAUUUUCCGAAACGAAAUUCGUUCUUGUUGAAUAAUACUGUUUGGGGAAAAAAUUUAGCGAAUAAUUUUUCGGCAAUAUUAGUACCAUAGUGUGUUGUUGUUAUGGGAAAAAAAAAAGUAUUCUAAUAAAAAACAAUGGGAAUUUUGAAAAAUACACACAUUAAAAUCUCUUUUCUAUAGACACUAAAUAAUAUAAAAGCUUUGAACGAAAAAUAAAAUUGUUUUAUUGUUGAAAAAAUAUUAUAAGGAAAACGUUGAUCGAGUUUUUCCUGAAGAGAGAGAAAGAGAGAGAGAGAGAAAGAGAAAAAGGAAUUAAACGGAUGGAAGAGACCACUUUAGUUUAUAAGAUAAAAAAAAACUUGUGUUUCGCACGCGAACAUUUUUAGAGAAUAAAGAAAAAAUUCUAUAAAUUUUAGUGUAUCGAGGAAGUAUGAAUGAAAAAAAUGCAAUAUUAAAAAAAAUUGAGAAUGCAGAGAGAAAGAAAUCGAGUAUAAAUGUAUGUGUGUGUGAGAGAAAAAUUCGAACGCAGGAAUAUUCAAUGAUCUUGCCUAAAAAAAAUUUUUAGUCUUUCCAAAAAAAAAAAAAAAAAAAAAAUUAGUCAUUAUAACCCUAAAAAUCUAUAAGCUCACUGUAAUAUUUAUCUACGUCUUACCUCCCUUAUAAAUCGUAUAUAAUUGUUAUUUUACACCAUUUGUAUAUUCGUUCCCUUGUAAACUAUAUUAGAAUCGCAUAUAUAUAAAAAAAAUCCUUAAAAAAAACAGAACACAAAAACUAAUUUUUUCAUUUAAUAAUGAAUGUCUGUAGAUAUUUUUCCAAAUGUAAUUAAUAAUUUCGCUGUGCUUCGUUUUGUAAUCACUGAGACAUAUCCAGGGAUAAAAAAAAACUCGUCUUCCUCUCUAUUUUAUAAUUUUAUAUUUUUUUCUCAAUUAAUUUUUUUUUAUAUUCAUUUUUAAAAUUUCGAAAAAAAUUUUUUCAACCUUUUUAAAAAAUUAAACUUCCAUUUGAGAAAAAUUAAUUUCUAUAUUAAUUUUUCUCUUCUAUUAUAGAGAUUAAUUUCUUACGGACAAAAUAAAAAAAAAAAAAAUACAAUGCAUUCAUAAAUAAUCCUGGAUACGUUUCUAUAUAUGUAUAUUCGAAUAUAUUGUGAAUUUGAUUCGAAGUCGAGUCACGAAUUUAUAUUCAUAGAAUCCUUCAAUAUUAAUUUUCCACAUAAAUAUUCCAUCGGCGGGAACGAUGGUCGAUAUUUCAAGAUUUUGCUUUAAAAUAUUUUUGAAAAUUCACUAAUUCCAUUUUUGCUGCGUGCGCAAGAUAUAAAAAGUUUUAAACAUUCAAAUGAAAGAAAAACAAAUAAAAAAAAAUAAUAAAUACAUUUUUUAACUCAAAUUAAUUAGAAACCAAAAAAAAAUUGUUCAUUUCAUUUAAAUGUUUGAAAUUCAAAGAGGGAAAAAAAAAAAUGAGUUGUGGAACUGUUGAACAGUAGCGAUAGAAUUAAUUAUGUGUAUACGUGCGUGAGUCGCGCAACGUAAUUAUAAUAAUUUAAUAUAUUUUUUUUUUAAAUUAAAAAAUAUCGAUAAUUAAUUUUAUUAAAAACCAAGCAUUUUAUAUUUAUUUAUUAUUUAUUUAUUUAUUAUUUUAAUUUAUUAUUUCUUUAUUAAAUUAUUUAUAAUUAUUUAUAAAAUUAUUUAUUGAAAAAAUUAUUUUUAAUUUGCGUCUCACGUACGCGCAUACUUCGAAGCGCUACCUGAUGUAAUGUAUGUAUUGCGAAUUUAUAUAUUGUUAAAUAUUUUGAAUGCACAUUUUAAUUUAACGAAAGAUAAAAAUUUACAUCAAUAGAAGCUACAAAAAGAUUAACGA
Leptopilina boulardi is the source of this 5630-nucleotide messenger RNA. RefSeq names its product probable cationic amino acid transporter. The transcript is spliced from 14 exons. Gene Ontology annotation, cellular component: plasma membrane. Gene Ontology annotation, biological process: amino acid transport; transmembrane transport. NCBI's taxonomy places the organism in Eukaryota, Metazoa, Arthropoda, Insecta, Hymenoptera, Figitidae. The coding region runs from base 677 to 3070 and encodes 797 amino acids. The record is from RefSeq and is a predicted model, not a curated record. Gene Ontology annotation, molecular function: amino acid transmembrane transporter activity.